Messenger RNA from Penicillium verhagenii, 1686 nucleotides. RefSeq names its product MFS transporter. The coding region runs from base 1 to 1686 and encodes 561 amino acids. The record is from RefSeq and is a predicted model, not a curated record. Gene Ontology annotation, cellular component: fungal-type vacuole membrane. Lineage: Eukaryota; Fungi; Ascomycota; Eurotiomycetes; Eurotiales; Aspergillaceae. The transcript has a single exon. Gene Ontology annotation, molecular function: spermine transmembrane transporter activity. Gene Ontology annotation, biological process: spermine transport; transmembrane transport.
AUGUCUGACUCAAUACCUUCCCAUCCUCAACAGAGUCUCGACUCGGCACACUUACACAUGGCCCGGGUCGAGACACGUGAAACCCUGCAAGACUCGGGGAUUUCAGAAAACCCGCCCCCAGUGGACUACAACUAUGCCGAUAUUGAACGACAAAAUCACACUGAGUUCCCAGAGGAAUAUGUCAUUGAAACGAGAACUGGAUUGGUUCCACAAGCAGCUUUGCAGCAAUUACGAUCCCAUACCUCCUCGUUGACACAUACACCGAGUGAAGGCCAAAACUUCGACAUAGAGAAAGGCCCGAAGGAGCCUGUUGAAUACGUGACUUUUACAAUCGAUGAUCCCGAAAAUCCACACAACUGGUCUCGAAAAUAUCGCUGGCUUGUCACUCACAUUGCAUCCGCUGUCGUGGUAUGCGUAGCCUAUGGCUCAGCGGUCGUCACUGGCGGUCUGGGUCUCAUUGAGGCAAAGUACAAUGUCUCAUUGGAGGUUGCUAUCUUGACCUGCUCCAUCAUGGUCUGUGGAUUUGCUGUGGGACCUUUGCUCUGGUCUCCACUAUCUGAGAUCAUUGGUCGCCGACCAGUAUACAUUGUCUCAUUCGCUCUCUAUACCAUCUUCAACAUCCCUUGUGCCAUAGCACCAAACAUCGGUACCUUGCUUGUAUGCCGUUUCCUUUGCGGUGUGUUCUCUAGCUCCGGACUGUCUCUCGCUGGUGGAACCAUCGCCGAUAUCUGGAAUCUUGAGGAGCGAGGCAUGGCCAUCGCCUACUUCGCCGCCGCUCCCUACUGCGGACCUGUCUUGGGUCCGAUCGUAGCAGGCUGGAUCAAUGUCGGCACCGGUCGUCUGGAUCUGUUCUUUUGGACAAACAUGGGCUUUGCAGGUGUUCUUAUGAUCGCUAUAGGCCUUGUCCCUGAGACUUACGCCCCUGUUAUUCUCAAACGCCGUGCUGCGAAGCUUCGUAAGGAAUCCGGAAACCCAAAUAUCAUCACCGAGCAGGAAAAGACCAAAUUAUCACUGAAUGACAUUAUCCGGACAAACCUCAUCCGUCCACUCACCAUGAUCAUGACGGAGCCGGUCCUCGAUUUAAUGUGUGUCUACGUCAUGCUCAUCUACUCCAUGCUUUACGCAUUCUUCUUCGCAUACCCGGUUAUUUUUGGCAAACUUUACGACUACAAUGACGGACAAAUUGGACUGAUGUUCAUUCCCAUCUUGAUCGGCGCUGCCUUUGCGCUGCUCGUUACCCCGAUCCUCGAAAAAGAUUUCAAGCGCAUCUGUGCCAAGCGCGCCCCGACACCGGAGGAUCGAUUGAAAGCUGCUAUGUGGGGAGCUCCAUUCGUUCCGAUUGCAUUUUUCAUUCUUGGUGCUACUUCGUAUAAGCAUAUCAUCUGGGUUGGGCCUGCGUCAUCUGGUCUUGCCUUUGGCUUUGGAAUGGUUCUGUGCUACUAUGGCGUGAAUGCUUAUAUCAUCGAUUCGUAUCAAAAGUAUGCUGCAUCCGCUUUAGCUGCGAAGGUUUUCUUGCGAUCUGGUGGUGGUGCUGCUUUCCCUUUGUUUAUUACUCAGAUGUAUGACCGUCUGGGAUUGCAAUGGGCUUCGUGGCUUUUGGCUUUCAUUGGAGUUGCAAUGGUGUUCAUUCCAUAUAUCUUCUAUUUCUUUGGAGGUCAGCUCAGAGCGAAGUUAAGUCGCGAAUGA